Molecule: messenger RNA, 1905 nt
Organism: Candida albicans SC5314
Lineage: Eukaryota; Fungi; Ascomycota; Pichiomycetes; Serinales; Debaryomycetaceae
Gene: CDC20
Product: ubiquitin-protein transferase activating protein
Exons: 1
Coding region: 1-1905 (634 amino acids)
Biological process (GO): positive regulation of anaphase-promoting complex-dependent catabolic process; anaphase-promoting complex-dependent catabolic process; positive regulation of ubiquitin protein ligase activity
Cellular component (GO): anaphase-promoting complex
Molecular function (GO): protein binding; ubiquitin ligase activator activity; anaphase-promoting complex binding
Source: RefSeq, a predicted model, not a curated record
AUGAGUCCGAAUAUAUCUAAUAGAACAGUCCAUUUACCAAAUGAUACUCCAUUGAAACAGCAAUCGUUGAAAAGACCAUCAAUAUCAUCUUCCUCGACUUCAGGUACCGGUACUGGUUCUGGUGCUGCUGUUGAAGUUGCCGCUGAUUCAACAUCUACAACUAACUUGAAACCCAUUUCAAAACCAAUAUCAAAAUUUCAACGACCACAAUUACCGCCAUCGUUACGGCCACCAAUUAAUAGUAGAUCGAAAACAGCAGUCUUACCUUCUCUUAGCAAAUCAACAUCCAGUUUGGCAACUACACAUUCACUGACCCAAUCAUUAUCUAAUCCUUUCAUUCUACGUCGAGCCAAUUCCCUCAUAAGUCAAGGCGGUUCCUCAUCAUUAUCGGACUUGCAUCAACAACAACAAUCAUCAACAACAUCUUCUGAUCGAUUUAUCCCAUCUCGAUACAAUUCAGUCACUGGUAAACUAGAUACCACCAAUGAAGUACCAUUACCUAGUGCGGCACCAGAAAUACAUAUAAAAGCCCAAACAUCCAAAAUUUAUCAACAUCAUGUAGCUGAAGCAUGUGGAUUAGAAAUGAAUUCCAGAAUAUUAUUAUAUCAACCAUUACCACCAGAAAGAAAAAAACCAGUGAAUUUAGUUCGACAAUUAUCUAACCAAUCAUCAUCUGGCUCAUCCAGUAUUCCAAAUUCUCAAUUGUUUAGAACAAGUUUUUUGACCAAAUCAGGAACAUUAACCCCAUCAGCGGCUGCAGCUAGAGCUAAUAAAAUACCUAAUGCACCAGAAAGAGUUCUUGAUGCUCCUGGGUUAAUUGAUGAUUUUUAUUUAAAUUUAUUAGCCUGGUCACUGACAAAUUUAUUAGCCAUUGGGUUAGAAGAUGCAGUUUAUGUAUGGAAUGCCUCUACUGGAUCAGUGGGACUUUUAUGUGAACUUGCUGAUAAAACUUUGGUGACAUCAUUAAGAUGGUCACAAGAUGGUUCAUAUAUUUCUAUUGGUAAAGACGAUGGAUUGAUUGAAAUUUGGGAUAUCGAAUCAAACACUAAAUUACGAACAUUAAAUUGUGAUAAUCAUUUAACUAGAAUUGCCCUGCAGAGUUGGAAUCAACAUGUUUUAACUAGUGGGUCAAGAAUGGGUCAUAUUUAUUUUUCUGAUGUUAGAGUGGCUAAUCAUUUAGUGAAUAAAAAUCAAGAAGCUCAUUCAGCAGAAGUUUGUGGUAUUGAAUAUCGUCCUGUUGGAAAUGGUACUAGUUCUACUACUAGUAUUAAUGAUUCAUUACAAUUUGCUACUGGGGGUAAUGAUAAUUUAGUAUGUAUUUGGGAUGCUAGAAAUGUUACUACACCAGUAUUUUCAAAAUCUAAUCAUAAAGCUGCUGUUAAGGCAUUAUCUUGGUGUCCUUAUCAAUCAUCAUUAUUGGCCACUGGUGGUGGAUCUACUGAUAAAACAAUCAAUUUCUGGAAUACCACCACAGGUGCUAAAGUGAAUACUAUUGAAACUGGUUCACAAAUAUCUUCAUUGAAUUGGGGUUAUGCUCAUGGUACGGGAUUAGAAAUUGUGGCUACUCAUGGAUUCCCUAGUAAUAGUAUUUCAUUAUUUAAUUAUCCAACGUUACAAAAAACUGGUGAGAUAAUUAAUGCUCAUGAUACAAGAAUAUUAAAUGGAUGUUUAUCCCCGGACAAUUUAACUUUAGCCACGGUUGCUGGUGAUGAAAAUUUGAAAUUUUGGUCAUUAUUUGAUCUUUAUAAAAAUAACAAACGCGAUUAUAGUCAUUUACGUCAUGGCCAAGAUCGUGAUAAUCAAUAUAAUGAUUAUGAUGAUAGUGAUGUUAAUGGAUUAAAUAAUGACGAUAAAGACGGUGGUCAUGAUAGUAAAAGGAUUAAAAAAAUGAUGAACCUUAGAUAA